Messenger RNA from Camellia sinensis, 457 nucleotides. NCBI's taxonomy places the organism in Eukaryota, Viridiplantae, Streptophyta, Magnoliopsida, Ericales, Theaceae. The record is from RefSeq and is a predicted model, not a curated record.
AAUAGCGAUUGAAAUUUUGGUUUGGUUCUCACAUUUGCAAAAUACAGAUUAUAGAAAGACUGAUAAACAUACAACAUAAAGCAUUUUCAAAACCCAAAGAAACAAAAAGAUACAUACUAGUAUGUCAAAUGUUGUGGAAGAACCUUGUCUGGUGGUCAGAAAGUUUCUAGCCAGGCCUCAACAUGAAGGUGUUGGUGCCAUUGUUAGACGAAGCAUUGGGAGGUUUGAAUUGAAAUACUUUGAUCCUUUUCUUGUUCUAGAUGAAUUCUCAGUUUCUGCACCUGCUGGCUUUCCUGAUCAUCCACACAGAGGUUUGAAUUUGAUUAUUGAUCUCUUAUUUGUUUUUCUUUUUUCUUUUUUGUUUCUGUUUUUAGUUGAGAAAAGAUUGCUGAUGCUCUGUUUUUCAUAUUUUACAGGAUUUGAAACAGUCAUAUACAUGUUGCAGGGACAUAUAUAA